Messenger RNA from Mesocricetus auratus (golden hamster), 1304 nucleotides. It is a transcript of the gene Il10, whose product is annotated as interleukin 10. Gene Ontology annotation, cellular component: extracellular region. The transcript has 5 exons. NCBI's taxonomy places the organism in Eukaryota, Metazoa, Chordata, Mammalia, Rodentia, Cricetidae. The record is from RefSeq and is a predicted model, not a curated record. Gene Ontology annotation, biological process: immune response. Gene Ontology annotation, molecular function: cytokine activity. The coding region runs from base 78 to 614 and encodes 178 amino acids.
GGGAGGUCUACACUUUAGGGGCUUGCUCUUGCAGUACCGAAGCCACAAGGAAGCCUUGCAGAAAGCAGAGCUCCACCAUGCUCGGCUCAGCACUGCUCUGUUGCCUGCUCUUACUGGCUGGAGUGGGACCCAGCAGAGGCCAGUACACCCAGCAUGAGAGUAACUGCACCCACUUCCCAGUCAGCCAGACCCACAUGCUCCGAGAGCUGAGGACUGCCUUCAGCCAGGUGAAGACUUUCUUUCAAAAGAAGGACCAGCUGGACAACAUACUACUCACUGACUCCUUACUGCAGGACUUUAAGGGUUACUUGGGUUGCCAAACCUUAUCAGAAAUGAUCCAGUUUUACCUGGUAGAAGUGAUGCCCCAGGCAGAGAACCACGGCCCAGAAAUCAAGGAGCAUUUGAACUCCCUAGGAGAGAAGCUGAAGACCCUCAGGAGGCAACUGCAGCGCUGUCAUCGAUUUCUCCCCUGUGAAAAUAAAAGCAAGGCUGUGGAACAGGUGAAGGAUAACUUUAAUAAGCUCCAAGAGAAAGGCGUCUUCAAGGCCAUGAAUGAAUUUGACAUCUUCAUCAACUGCAUAGAAGUGUACAUGACCAUCAAAAUGAAAAGCUAGAACACCCAGAGUGUGUGUUGAGUCUACGGACUUAAACAGACCUCUUUAAUCUUACCCGGGGAUCUUAGCUGGCAGAAGCAGCUCCUUGGGAAACCUCGUUGUACCUCUCUCCAAAGUAUUUAUUACCUCUGAUACCUCAGUUCCCACCCUAUUUAUUCAAUGAGCUUCUCUGUGAACUAUUUAGAAAGAAGCCCAGUAUUAUAACUUCACAAUAUUUAUUAUCUUUACCUAUGUUUAAGCUGUUUCCACAAGGGACGCGUGGUAGUAUUUCAGUGUUCUAAGUUAAAUUAUGUUAUAUUAUGGGGGGGGGUCUUCUUUGAAAAGCCAGCUGAAGCUUCCAUUGUAAGGCUGGCCACAUUUCACAGCUACAGACGUUUACUGUGAUGCCCCCUAGUUUCUUCCAUCCCUGAGUUCAGGACUCCUGAAGUAGUAAAGACAGGGCUUAGGAAGGGAAACCGGGGAGCCCUUUUGAUGACUGUCCUUUCCACAGCUCAGAGGGAUUCCCCUGACUUCAUUCUCCAACUAUUUCAUUCUUGAAAGCUGUGGCCAGUUUAUUUAUAACCGCCUAAAAUUAGUUCUAAUAGAACUCAUUUUUAACUAGAAAUAAUUCAAUUCCUCUGGGAAUGGUGUACUGUUUGUCUGUUUUUAUAGCAGAUUAUAAUUUUAAAUAAAUGGAUCUUAUUCAAAUCA